Messenger RNA from Penicillium canescens, 2061 nucleotides. RefSeq lists its product as uncharacterized. Gene Ontology annotation, molecular function: acyl-CoA oxidase activity; FAD binding; fatty acid binding. Bases 1 to 2061 code for a protein of 686 amino acids. NCBI's taxonomy places the organism in Eukaryota, Fungi, Ascomycota, Eurotiomycetes, Eurotiales, Aspergillaceae. The transcript is spliced from 6 exons. The record is from RefSeq and is a predicted model, not a curated record. Gene Ontology annotation, biological process: fatty acid beta-oxidation using acyl-CoA oxidase; lipid homeostasis. Gene Ontology annotation, cellular component: peroxisome.
AUGCCCGAUUUCACAGACAAACUCCGCCCCAGUCAGCCAGAUGGGCCAUCAACACUAGCACAAGAGCGAGUACAAUCGAACAUCUCAACAGAAGAGCUAGGAAAGCACCUGCUAUCCUCAGAUGGCUUCAUAGAAAGACAAGCUCGAAUCCUACCAAUACUCCAACAAGAACCCAUCCUCUCAAAAACCAAACAACAAAACCUAUCCCGACCCGAGCGAUUCAAACUAGGACUUGCACGCGCAAAGCUCCUCCGCCGCCUAAGCGACGAGCACAAAUGGAGCCACGACGACUACAAAAUGGCGGAGUACCUAGUCGACGACGUCUCCCCCUACUUCCUUCACAUGGAGAUGUUCAUAACAACAAUCCGGGAACAAGCAAGCGAAGAACAGCGCGCAUACUGGCUACCGCUAAUCGAGUCCUGGAAAAUAAUUGGUGCAUACGCACAGACUGAGCUGGGACAUGGUAGUAAUGUCCGUGGCUUGGAGCUUGAAGCACGGUGGGAUGGCCACACCAAAGAGUUCGUGUUGCAUAGCCCGACUCUUACUGCUAGCAAGUGGUGGAAUGGGAGCUUGGGUCGGGUGGCUAAUCAUGCCAUUGUAGUGGCACAGUUGUUACUACCUGAGCCUGGCUCUGAUCGGUUUGUCUCGCAUGGUCCGCAUCCGUUUAUUGUUCAGGUUAGGGAUAUGAAGACACAUCAGCCACUGGAGGGUAUUGUUGUUGGAGAUAUCGGGCCAAAGUAUGGGUACAUCAGUAUGGACAAUGCAUAUAUGCUAUUCGAUCAUUUCCGAAUCCCACAUUCAGCCCUCCUAUCCCGCUAUUCAAGCAUGAACCCAGAAACAGGCGUCUACACAAAACCAGACCAACCAGCUUUGGUAUAUGGCUCCCUAACCUACGUCCGAGCAAACAUAGUCCACCAUGCCCGCCUCGUCCUCGCGAGAGCGGUAACAAUAGCAAUCCGCUACACAACAGUCCGCCGACAAUUCCAAGACCGAGAUGGUGACAAGCGCGGAUUGGAGAUAUCGGUACUAGACUAUCCAACCGUCCAAAUUCGCAUUCUGCCACUCCUAGCAACUACAUUUGCACUACAUUACACUGGCCUAGCCAUGCGGACAGUAUACCAGACUGCACGAGAGGAUAUUGAGAAAGGGGAUUUCAAUUCGUUAGCUUAUAUGCAUAGCAUGUCCUCCGGAUUGAAGAGUCUUUGUACCAUGCUUGCUGCAGAUGGGAUUGAGACUUGUCGUCGGGCGAUGGGGGGACAUGGAUAUGGCGGUGGGAGUGGGUUGAUUCAGCUUAAUAAUGAUUAUUUGUCAAAGCCCACUGUUGAGGGGGAUAAUUGGAUGAUUACGCAGCAGGUUGCGGGUUAUUUGAUUAAGAAGAUGAGUGCUGCUGUUGAGCAUCAGGAUAGGGCUGGCGAUGAGAUGGACGUUCGGUUUAGGGCGUUUAUUCGGGAGAAGCGCGCUGGAGGGUUGUUGAGGGGGUACGAUGUUUUGAACAAUGAUCGCGACAUUGUGAAAAGCUUUGAGUUGAGGGCUACUGCUUUGGCAUACGAUGCAUACGAGCAGCGAGUUAUCAAAAAGAAGAACUGGAACAGUCUUCUCAUCCAGCUUCACAAAUUAAGUCGGGCACAAUCGCAAUCGAUCAUGGUCACGACCUUCUUCGAAGCUCUUUCAACUGACAAAGCGCUCUCAGCACCGACAAGAAUCACCUUAUGGGAUCUAUAUCGCCUAUUUGCACUAAACACGAUGGAAAACGAAGGCUACGAAUUCUUCCGCUGCAACGCCGUCUCUCAGUCAGAUCUAGACGCUCUGCCAGCUCGAAUCCAAUAUCUGAUGGGCCGGAUCAGACCCCAUGCGGUGAAACUAGUUGAUUCAUGGAUGAUUCCUGACUAUUUGCUUGACAGUGCACUCGGUCGGUAUGAUGGUCGUGUCUAUGAGGACCUGUUCAAUCGGGCUCAUCGGUUAAAUCCUCUGAAUCGGAUUACGUUUAAUCCUAAUUAUUGGGAGGAUGAAAUUGUGAAGGGGAGUGGUGUUGACGGGUCUGAUAUUUUGUCGAAGUUGUAG